AUGGCUUCGUCGUCACUUGUUGUCCCCUUAGUUUUAUGGAACCGAUUACCUUCUUCUCCAGUUACAACAGUUGUCUAUAAAGAAGGUCAUGUUGCGACAGGUCUUAAGGAUGGAUUUAUAUGGAUAUAUCGUUGCAUAGUUGACGAACAAGGCUCACUUCAGUUACAACAUAAAGUCCUUUGCAUUGGCCAUAAAUCAGCCAUUACUGCCCUAACCAUUACAGAAGGACCGACUGAUGGAUGUGUUGGGAAUAAUUAUGUAUUAAUUAGUGCUUCGGAAGAUGG
This is a messenger RNA of Racocetra fulgida, 284 nucleotides long. NCBI's taxonomy places the organism in Eukaryota, Fungi, Glomeromycota, Glomeromycetes, Diversisporales, Gigasporaceae. The record is from the annotation of a GenBank genome assembly.